AUGGAGAGACCCGACACGGAUGUUGAUCAGCUUGAUAAUUCACUGCUAUACGUGAAUCCCAAACAGUUUCAUCGUAUACUCAAAAGACGCGUAACCCGACAGAGGGCCAGAGAGGCUACAGUCCAUGCGGCGUAUACCCGAGACGCCCAAGACAAUCGCACACAAGGGGCCUCAAGCUGCGCAUCUUCUGAAGAGGGAUCGAAGCAUAUCUCGGGACCGUCUAAUGUUGAGACGCAAUUUAGCCGUCGCUUGCCAUUCAGCAAGGAUAGGAAUGGCGUUGGGAAGGGAGACGAUGUUACCCUCUCCAUCCAGAGCUACUCUAUUGAAACCUCCAAGCCAUCCAUCGAUGUCAAAGACCACGGUCAGCUUGGAAUCAAUACUGAUGAUGGCCACUUCUCAGACUGGCCAUACAACUGCAGUUACUUCGUCUCCGAGCUCAUGAAUGCAGACGACCCAAUCUCCCAACUCAGAAGCGAUGCUGAGUUCUAUCCUGCCGACAGCAACACACCAGAAUGCUUCGCGGCUGUUGAUUUGACAGAGUCCGGAUCACACUCUUUUGUGCUCUCUCCAUCGGACAGUCAAUUCGAUGAACGGCUUCGGAUGUCUGAUUUGGCCUACGGCGAUACGCGCAUCCUCUUUGUUUCGCAGAAACGGCUAUGUCUCAAGAACUACACCACAAGCAGAUACGGACUCAAAUCUUCGACUUGGAUCAGGAUCUUGUCCUUGUGUGACAUACCGCCGGAUGCAGUCCAACUAAUUCACGAGAACAACGGUUGCCGGGGAGCUCAUACAUCGUUCUGCUGUGAUGUUAGGGGCAAGUCUUGUCGACUUAAGAUCCCCGACGACUCGCUUGGGGAGACGCUGUGUGCCUAUCAUAUCUGGGUGAAGCCGCGACCAUGGUGGAACGAAGAGCACUUUGUCUACGCUCGCCACGACUUCCAUUCGAGAAGGAAGCUCGUACUCGUCGUUGGCACUGCACUCGAAGCGCAACGGCAGCGUCUCUUGUCGCAAUUCCGCUCGGCAACGCAACCCCAUCUCUUCUCCGUCCUGCUUGCCCUUGCAAAGACGUGGACGAAAGACCUCGAAGAAUUUGUGUGGGAGCAAGACUUCAACACACAGCGGCUUGAGUCGGACACCGGGUGGUCCACCGUCGGCCAUACUCAACUGAAGCCUUUGCCGCGUGAGAAGCUCGCGCUCCGCAAAGAUAUCAUAUUUACCAAAGACGCGCUAUCACACGUGGUCCGGGCAUCAGAGUCCUUCGAUGAACUCUUCAGCUUCUUCUCAAAAGAGGUUCGCGCCAUCCCAUCUGACGGGCACAAUGUGAAUAUCCGUCCCGACCAGCUCAAAGACGCCUUCCUCCAACAAGGGUCCAAACAGUGGCACCAAAAGAGCCAAGCCCAAGGUCUCGUUGACCGCCUUGAUGCUCAAUGGAACAUUGUCAGUGCACUCAUAGCUCAGCAUAAUAACAGUCUGAACUAUCAGAUUGCAACCGAUUCAAGGGAUGACACAAUUGUCAUGCGGCGCAUCUCCUUUGUGACGAUAGCCUUUCUUCCUGCGACCUUUUUAGCCACUUUCUUCAGUAUGUCGUUCUUCCACGUCACCUCGGACGACAUAGCUGCGAGUCCUACAAUCUGGAUCUAUGUUGUCUGCGUCGUGCCACUGACCCUGGCCAUUGCCUGGCAGUCGAGUACUCGAGGCAUUUCCGCGGUGAAGUGGGUUGCAUCAAAGCUGCGGCGGAAGUCGCCCAAGAAGAGCGUUUUCUUCGAGGAUCAGGGAAGAGAAGACCGGGCGACCCGCGAGGCUCAGCAGAUGGCUUGA
Molecule: messenger RNA, 1818 nt
Organism: Cladophialophora immunda
Lineage: Eukaryota; Fungi; Ascomycota; Eurotiomycetes; Chaetothyriales; Herpotrichiellaceae
Exons: 2
Coding region: 1-1818 (605 amino acids)
Biological process (GO): regulation of DNA-templated transcription
Molecular function (GO): DNA-binding transcription factor activity
Source: RefSeq, a predicted model, not a curated record